Messenger RNA from Theileria equi strain WA, 5061 nucleotides. RefSeq lists its product as hypothetical. The transcript has a single exon. The coding region runs from base 1 to 5061 and encodes 1686 amino acids. The record is from RefSeq and is a predicted model, not a curated record. NCBI's taxonomy places the organism in Eukaryota, Apicomplexa, Aconoidasida, Piroplasmida, Theileriidae.
AUGUCGGAUAUAACGAAGCGAGUUUCAAUAAAGAGCAUAUAUCUGAGUUUAUUCAUGCUCGGAUUAAGCUCAAUGCUCAUAAACUCCAUGAUGGACUUGGAGUCAUUCAUUUUCCUGAGGCUUCUUGGUAGUAGUAUCUAUGAUGCCCAGGGUAUGUGCUUCUUCUUGCGGAGAUUUAACUUAAUGGUUGGUAUUGUUAUGACCUUCCUCAGCAUUACGUUUUGUGGUCCAGUUGUAUGUGGAUAUUGGCAUUGGCUUUUGUUUUUUGGCUACUUGAUAAUGUCAGUGUAUAUCUCACUUCUCUCUUCUAGUGCUGCUACCAUUUCCAAGUCAACUGUUGCUGGUGUUUUCGCACUCUCAAUUAUAUCUUAUGCCCUGCAAACAUCUUCCGUAAAGUUUAUGUUUGACCCAAAGAUAUUUGACGGUGAUGAAGAUUGUUCUUUGCAUAUCCUAAUAUUUUUGGCUGGUUGUUUUUCCUCUGGAAUUUUGGUUCGUAUGCUUUUGAAGUUUAGUAAAACCAAUCCAUUUUUGACAUUGAACGAUUCUCGUGCAGCUUUACACCUGUUCAAUAGGUUAUUUUGGGUAUUUACCUUUAUAUCUGGUAUCUCUGCACUGUUAUUGAGCAGAAUGACGUGCGUAAAGGAUGAUGAAGAGGACGAAGAAGCUACAAGUGGCCAAUCGCUCUCUGAAUUAUUGAAUAACAAUAACAGGUGGAUUUUUGUGGCCGCUUGUUUGGGCUGGUGUUUUUCUCCCAUGCUAAAUAAUUUUGCAAUAUCUCUUGUUCAUAACUUGGAUCGCCUACAGUCAAUAGAUUUGGAAUAUGUACAAUACUUCACAUCACUUGUUGUUUCACUAAUUAUUUGCACAUUGGUUUAUAAUGAGAUAAUAGUUUUCAAGGGCAAGACCGUAACAUAUAGUUCCUUUUACACUGCAUUAUGCGGUAUUGUUAAGCUUGAAGGUGUUGAAAAUACACUCUCAGAUGAUGGUGUUUCAGAAGAAGCUACUUCUAUGGCUUCAUCUAUAAACUCCAGAUUAGUUCGUUCAAUCCAACCGUGGGUUGCACUUCCACAUGGAUACUGGACCGAAUGGGAAGAAUAUGAUAACAGUGAUAAUCACCGUAUGGUAACCCUAGUAUCUAUGCAUAUGACGAUAUCGAAGAUACGUAAUGAGGAUAUUUAUGAUGUUUAUGAUCCAUGUGAGGACCCAAAGAGCUUAUCUGAUUAUUAUAUGGAUCUUUUGGAUUGUCGAUAUUCCUUGUUGUGGCUCAUAUGCUGUUUUGUCAGCUACUACCAGAAUUUGCUUGCUACUAUCGGCGAAAUAUUUCCGGACGAAAGUUGUGGAGGGACUAACUGCUGCUGUUUAACAGAACUUUGUACAAAGAUUAAAUCUCACAAGUGUUGUUGCAUAUCGGAAGAGAGCAAACCAAAAAUUGAAUGUAAUAAAUGUCAGGCAUGUGAUUGCAAAAACAAUAAAUAUCUGAAAUGUUAUGUUACAAGUACAAUAAAUACGUGCAUUAAGGACGCAAACAAGUUAAUUCUUGAUAUAAAUUCUUGUAAUGAACUAGGGGAUGACUUUGAGGUUACAAGUGAAACAAUUUUACUUUCUGCCACAGCUCUAGAACGUUUUUUAUUAACAUUUUUGUGUCUUCUUGUGUACGCUAGAUUGGUGGAUGAAUUUCUUUUGCUCCAUUCAUUAAUGAAGUCAAUCGCUGUAAAUAUUUGUAAAUCGUUUUCAAACUAUUGCGAAAAGUGUAAAUGCGAAAAAGAUUCCAAACCUGAGGCGAAGGACUGCAAAUGUUGUUGCACCCUGUAUUUUAAACUUCUUAAAUGCCUAUGCAUGUUACACGAGAAACACAAUGAUGUUGUAAAUAUAAUUUUAGGAAAAAGUGCUGCGAAUUUGGCAAGCACAAUUCCGACCCUAUCUUUAAUCAGAUCUGUUUCACUACUAUCCACAUAUUUUUCUGAUUUCUUGGAUUCAAAGUUUGUUUGUGAACCUUCGACUUGUGGAUGUAAGUGCCAGAAGGACAAUUGCUCAUGUAAGAAAUACAGCACAAAGUUGGAUGAUAUCCUCAAUUUGAUGAUAGGAGGAUUGGAAUUUUUUUCAGAAUGUGAUGGGUUACUUUCAUCGGUGAUAUUACUUUAUUCAGAAUUUACUUUUAACGAUACCUCAUCAUUUUCUUUGUUUAAUCAUAUAGUCAAAUUUUCGGAUGACGCUUUGACUUCUACGCUUUAUGCUUCCAAAAUAUUUUCUUAUAUGGCAUAUGCAGAUUUUUUGUGUAAUGAUGCUUUGAAUAGUUCAACUCAACAAGAGAAUUGUACAAAUACAUCAUGUUCUAAUAUUUGUUCGUGUUGCGGCGAUAGUAAUAUUGGUCAGUGCUGUUGCUUUAAAAAUGAUCAUCAGUGUUGCAAUGAGGGAGAACAAAAUCUUGGAAAGUGUCUAGAUCAAGUAUCUGGUAUAUUUAAAUGUCAAAGUGCUACCCAGGACUCAUGCAGUCAAUUAAUAUGUUCUCUGGUAAAGCUAAAACACGACUUUUGCACGUUGCACAAAGCUACAGCUACAGCGUAUACAAAUUUGUGUGGGAAUCCUAUGGAAAGCUUAUGUUCCUCUAUAGAGAGUUUCAAACAUAUUUGUUUUCAGUGUACAUCUGACACAAAUUCUGUAUGUAAUUGCAACAAUACACAAGGAUCUAAUUGCAAAAUCAAUAAGAGAUUUUGUAAUCUUACGCAAUUUUUGGUAACAGGGAAUCACAAAUGUACCGGAGGGACUAGUUGUACUUGCAAGUAUAUAGGUUGUGCACUUAAACGCUUGAAUAGCGUUCUAAACAAAUUUUCUACAGACCACAUUAAAUGUGAUUGUUGCUGUGAUAGCGAUACAGAUUGCGGACUAUGUUGCAAUAAAAAUGGGUUAUGUGAUUGUACUAAGGAUAAGAAGGGUAUGAAUGAACUCUUUUGUUUGCUUUGCUGUGGGUUAAAGACAUUAUCCAGCACUUCAGCAUGUAUUGAAGAUCAUAUUUGCCAAGUUUUAAAUACUUUUUGUCGUAUAAAGAAAUUGUUGGAUGAUUUAUCAUGCCAAUAUAGAAAACUAAAUUGUUAUAUAACAAAGCUCAGAUGCAUUAUUGUAACUAGUACAGAUGUUAUUGGAAAAAAUAUGGAUAACUUGAGAAGUUCAAAAGAACGAAAUUUUAAAUCCUACAGCAGCGUUAUUAAAAGUUCCCUUUCAACAGUAAAUAGUGCCUGUGAAUUAUAUUGUCAGCAUUAUAAAGAUAUUUGCAAAUUCAACGCAACUAUUUAUUCCCACAUCUGUGAAUAUAAUAAGUUACGAAGUGCUGCAAUUAAGUUAGAAGAAAAGAACAUCUCUACAAUAAUCUCACUUAGUGGCAUAAGAUAUAGUAUUUUUGUUAAUCCAAUUGUACUGAUAAGAAACGUGGUUGCAAAUUACUACUCCAAAAGAGUGAUAGAAACUGAAGAAAAGUUAAAAGGGUGGAAAUUAACCGCAUUUCUCUACACAGUUAUUAUGAUUUUAUUAUUUUGUAAGAUUGGUGGGAUAAUUCCCUAUGUUAGGAAUAUUCCCUAUGUACCAAAGUUACGUUUUCUAGUAAUGGCUUUUGCUACUGUAACAUCUUUUACUUUGAACUACUCAUUGGCGUCGCUUUCUACAUCCAGAUGUAACCGUGACUAUUUGAUAAAUAUGGCAAUGUUACUUGGUUUGGUGUCUGGAAUAAUAUAUUCUUGGGUAUCACAAUGGUUAACUUAUCGCAUGUUUUUGUAUGAACAAUUCAGGUUGAUUUACGCCAGAUUCCGUCUGAUAUAUCCUAGUUCAGUCUAUAGAUAUCAACCUGGUUGGUUUUGGUGGUUUGAGGGUUUUGUUAGUUUUUUGAAGAUGGACUUUUAUGCAAUGGUUGUCAUGUUGACAUUUGGAAAUCUGAAGGAAAGCUAUGACCCAUUCAGCUUCGGUUUUAGUUCACGUUUUGAGGCAAACUAUGAUCUGGUCGAUAGUGGAUCCCACAUAUUUAGUGAGGAGGACUGUCUGAAACACAUAAAGAAAUCUGUGUUGGAGGCUUCCCCAAUGAAGUUAUCUACUAUGUUAGAUCUGAGAUCUUUCCUUUCUAUUCCAAGGAAUAACUGUAACUUCUUGACGGAUGUGGACGACGGCGAAUCUGUCAACUACUCCGUGGAUUUACUAUGGCAAUCCUGGAAAACUGGUGUGAAAGCUACAUCAUUUGCUGACAGAUUGCAACAUUUAAGAGAAAAUGCACUUAAACUUGCUGAAAAGGCGGUACAAAAGAGUGCAAGGGAUAGUAGCUACGACUUUGAUUCCGUAAAUCAGUUGAAAGUUAUGUUUGAAUUCCAAAAUGAGCAUUUAUUAGAUUUACCCUCGAAAUGUCUGACAGAUGCGGCUGGAAACUCACAAAUUCUACUUUCCGUUCAAGCUAGGAAGCUUUUGAAAUUGUAUGAGAAAGAGUACCUGCGUCUGUGGCACUCUUACUAUUCUGACCAUUCUGAAGGAGAAAAGGUCGAAAAAUAUGCCUUACCUGGUGAUAUUAUGUCAAUGGCAGAACUACUCUCAGAAUUUAAACAAUGGGAGAAGAAUAAGUAUGAGAUGUGUGAUGAGGUAUUCGGCUCGCAUGAUAUCUGCAAAAGUGUAGUUUCCAGAGUGGUUGAAGAAUUUAAUUCUAUAUUGGCAGAUAAUACACCCUUCGCCAUAAUAGAAAAUUAUAAGGGAAUCAUCUCCGAUUCUUAUGUGGUGGAAGAAAUGCCUAGUGAAAUAAAGAUCGCCAAAUUCUUGACUGAGGCAAGUAAAUCUAGCGACAUACAACAACUCAAUCUGAUAAAAUCUGAAAUGGCAUCCCUAAUGCAAAACAACGAUCCAAAUUUAAAGAAGUAUAUUGGAACACUUUUGAACGGUUAUGUCUCUCUUUGUAAGAAUAUAGAUGCAGAGUCUUCAAUGUCGGAAAAGUUCUGGAAACACGAUGGUUAUCUACUCGGCGAAUGGAUGAGAUGGCAAGGACUACCGACGUCUAACGAUGUCAUUGAUAUGUUUUUCAAACUCUACUCAUUUUAA